Messenger RNA from Colletotrichum karsti, 2025 nucleotides. RefSeq names its product methionyl-trna synthetase. Lineage: Eukaryota; Fungi; Ascomycota; Sordariomycetes; Glomerellales; Glomerellaceae. Gene Ontology annotation, molecular function: ATP binding; methionine-tRNA ligase activity. The record is from RefSeq and is a predicted model, not a curated record. The transcript has 7 exons. Gene Ontology annotation, cellular component: aminoacyl-tRNA synthetase multienzyme complex; cytosol. The coding region runs from base 1 to 2025 and encodes 674 amino acids. Gene Ontology annotation, biological process: methionyl-tRNA aminoacylation.
AUGGCUCCCACCGAGCCCAUCUUGCCCGUCAAGGGUAAGAACAACAUCCUGAUUACCUCAGCCUUGCCGUACGUCAACAACGUUCCCCAUCUUGGCAACAUCAUCGGCUCUGUGCUGUCGGCCGACGUCUUCGCCCGCUACUCUCGUGCCCGCGGCAACCCCACAAUCUACAUCUGCGGCUCCGACGAGUACGGAACGGCGACCGAAACCAAGGCCCUUGAGGAGGGUGUUGACCCCGCCACCCUUUGCGCAAAGUAUCACGCCAUCCACAAGGGCAUUUACGACUAUUUCGACAUCUCCUUCGACAUCUUCGGCCGAACACCCACCCCUCAGCAGACCGAGAUCGUUCAGGAUAUCUUUACUAAGCUGUGGAAGAAUGGCUACAUUGAGGAGCGCGAGACUACCCAACCCUUCUGCCCCGUCGAGGCCCACAACACUUUCCUUGCCGACCGCUUCGUCGAGGGUGUUUGCUCCGUGUGCAAUUACGACGGCGCGAGAGGAGACCAGUGCGACAAGUGCGGCAAUCUCCUUGACCCCUUGGAGCCCGAGACCGAUCCCAACGCCACUGCCGACGACGACGUCGCCGCCAAGGCCACUGGCUGGCUGAUCAACCCCCGCUGCAAGCUCGACGGAGCCACCCCCGAGAAGCGGAAGACGAAGCACUUGUUCCUGAAGCUUGACGCUCUCAAGGAUGAGCUCGUCAAGUGGUUCCAGUCAUCCAGCAAGAAGGGCGGUUGGAGCAACAACGCCGAGCAGAUCACCCAGGCCUGGAUCGACAAGGGCCUGAAGCCCCGUGGCAUCACCAGAGAUCUCAAGUGGGGUGUUCCCAUUCCUACGGGCGAAGUUGGCGAGGACUACGCAAGGAAGGUGUUCUACGUCUGGUUCGACGCCUGUAUUGGCUACGUUUCCAUCACCAAGAACUACACCGACGGCGCCGACCUCGAAGGCAAGAAGUGGGAGCAAUGGUGGAAGAACCCCGACGACGUCAAGCUUUACCAAUUCAUGGGCAAGGACAACGUUCAAUUCCACACUAUUAUCUUCCCCGGCUCGCAGCUCGGCACCGGCGAGAACUGGACCAAGCUGCACAAGAUCUCUACCACGGAGUACCUCAACUACGAGGGUGGCAAGUUCAGCAAGUCAAGAGGUGUUGGUGUCUUCGGCAACCAGGUCCAGCAGACUGAGGUCCCUGUUGAUGUUUGGAGAUACUACCUCCUUGCCCGCCGUCCGGAGACUUCCGACUCCGAGUUCAUGUGGCAAGAGAUGGUUGACGGCAACAACAACGAGCUCCUGAAGAACCUCGGCAACUUCUGCCAGAGAGUGAACAAGUUUUGCCAGGCCAAGACUGAGGGUGUUGUUCCGGACUACACCAAGUACACCGACGACUACCUCAAGAACCACGUCAAGGAAGUCAACAAUCUCGUCAUAGAGUACAUCAAGAACAUGGAGGACACCAAGAUGAGAGCCUCUCUGCACACUAUUUUGUCCAUUUCUGCCCUCGGAAACAAGCUUCUCCAAGACAACAAGCUUGACAACAAGCUGUUGACCGAGGAGCCCAAUCGCUGCGCCGCUGUUGUUGGCGCUGCUCUGAACCAGAUAAACCUCCUUGCGUCGCUCGUCAGCCCCUUCCUCCCGAACACCUCAAAGGCCAUCUUCGAACAACUCGGCGUGGACAGCAAGCCCGCCAUUCCCGAGAGCUGGAUCGUCGAUGCUAUCAAGCCCGGCCACAAGCUUGGUGAGCCCAAGCAUCUGUUCUCUCUCAUUCCUGCAACCAAGAUUGAGGAGUGGAAGGACGCCUUCGGUGGAGAGGAGGUUCGGAAGCAAAAGGAAGAAGCUGCGGCGAAGGCUGCUGCGAAGAAGGCGGCCAAGGAGGCGGACAAGGCCCGCAAGAAGGCCCGCAAGGAGGCCGAGAAGAAGGCCAAGAUCGAAGGUUCCACCGUGGAGUCUGGCGAGAAGAAGGCCGAGGCCGACCCGUCCAUCGAGUCAGUGACGGAGGCCAUUGCCAAGGCAGAUGUCCACACCUCUUAG